GGGGCUCGGCCCGCAGCGUCUUUGGUAACCAAGACCUUGGCGAAGGAGAAGGCCGGAGGCAGUGAGAGCUUUUGUGUUCAAAUAUAGGUAGCUGUUGGAGUUUAUUUUCAUGUGCAUUUUUUAAAAAUGUAAGCAGAGAAAAUGACUGCUGGUUCAGUGUGUGUCCCUCAAAUCAUACCACUGCGAGUUCCUCACCCUGGAAAAGCCAACCACGAAAUUGAUAACAAUACACUCUUGGAAAUGAAAUCAGAUACCCCAGAUGUCAACAUAUAUUAUACUGUGGAUGGCAGCAAACCUGAAUUUCUAAAGAGAAUUGGCUAUGGUGAAAAUAAUACAUUUAAGUAUACAAAGCCUAUUACUCUGCCUGAUGGAAAAAUACAAGUUAAAGCUAUUGCAGUCUCUAAAGACUGCAGACAGAGUGGCAUUGUAACAAAGGUGUUUCAGGUGGACUAUGAACCACGGAAUACAGUCUCUUCAGAAGACAAUGUUGAAAAUGCUCUCAAAGAUUCUUCAAAGCAGGAAUUGAAAAAUGGAUUUUUUGGAUCAAAACUAAGGAAGAAAUCUAAGAAUGCUGAAGAUAAACUGGGUUGGAAUGUAAACCUUAGAAAGUUUCUAGACCUUGAGGAAGGUGAAAGAAGUGAACCUAAAACAAUGAAAGAUCUUCGCUUCUCAGACAGUCCCCUGGAAAUUCCAGCUUACCGUAAACAAUCAAGUUCUAGACCACCCACCCACAAGUCCCAGUUCCCUGGUUUUGCACACAUAACUGGCCAUAAUAAUUUGACAAGCACAGAGAUCAUGAGAAUUCAAAGGGAGACAGACUUUCUCAAGUGUGCCCAGUGUCUUGCCCCCCGCCCAUCUGAUCCCUUUGCUCGCUUCUGUCAAGAAUGUGGCUCUCCUGUUCCACCAAUAUUUGGUUGUCAUCUCCCACCCCCAGAAGGAGCUCAGAUGGGUUUCUGUGCAGAAUGUAGAAGCAUGGUGCCCAUGAACACUCCCAUCUGUGUGGUUUGUGAGGCUCCUCUUGCUCUGCAGCUGCAACUACAGGCCAGCCUCUGCUCGAAGGAAAAGGUAAUCUGCUGCACCUGUGGCACAGGAACUCCUGCCCACCUGAAAUACUGUGUCACCUGUGAGAGGGCACUGCCUUCAUCACAAGAGCCCCUGUGCAGUGGAGAUAAAGCUGCUCCUGUGCCCACUCUGAAAGGGGAGACCAUUUCCUGCUCCAAAUGUGGUCACCGGAAUGGCCAGGGAGCUUGCUUCUGUGAUUGGUGUGGAGCCGUGCCAGACAUUCCUGCCUGCUACUCUGUUUGCCCUAAAUGUGGGGCCAGCAACUACCCAUCUGCCCGAUUCUGUGGCUCUUGUGGUAUUUACCUGAAGUACUUGGCAAAACUUAGCGUGGGUAACAGCCUGGCUCUAGCUGAUGGAGAACCUGGCCCUUUUGCUGAGCCCCAAUCUGCCUGUCAGUCUCUAAAUGUUACUUUACUCAAAGCUGAUGUUGCGACUAAAAAGGAUGUAGGUACACAGACCACUGGCCUCUUCUAUCCAUCUGGCAAGCUACUAGCAAAAAAGGAACUGGAAAUGGCUUCUCAUAAGCAGAGGCAGGAGAAAAUGAGUGACCAUAAACCUCUCCUCACAGCUGUCAGCCCAGGAAGAGGAUACUGGAGAAAACAAUUGGAUCACAUCUCUGCCCACCUCAGGUCUUAUGCUCAGAACAACCCUGAAUUCCGGGCCCUGAUUGCUGAACCCAGGAUGGGAAAGCUUAUCUCUGCUACUGUCCAAGAAGAUGGCUAUGAAGUUAGCAUCAGGCUGAAUUAUAUUCAAGUCUCAAACAAGAACCUUUACCUCAGUAAGGAGGUGAAUUUCAGCAACCACUUUCUGAGCAAUGUCACCAAAGGUGGUAAUGGGCUAUUCGGCAGCAGGUCCGACUUGGUAAGUGACUGCAACCAAACCACCUCAAAUAUCACUGAAAAAAUCAAGAGAAUGAAGAAUUUUAAGACUAAAACAUUUCAAGGAAAGAAGGAGCAGCUUACACCCGAAGACAGACUCCUGCUUAAGGAAGUUGGACCAGCAGGGGAUGGAAGAGUCUCUGUAAUUGAACAGUUGCUUGAUGAAGGAGCAGAUCCCAACUGCAGUGAUAAUGAAGACCGACCUGUUAUUACCAUGGCUGUGAUCAAUAAGCACCAUGAAGCAAUCCCAGUUCUUGUGCAGAGAGGAGCAGACAUCAAGCAACAGUGGGGAUUGUACAAAAAUACAGCUCUUCAUGAAGUAGCUCUGCUUGGCCUGUCAGGAAGGAAGUGCAUUGCUGUUUUACUGGGAUGCAAUGCAAGCAUCCAAAAGAAGAAUAGUAGCGGACAGACAGCCCAUGACCUGGCUCUGACAACUGGGGAUGACCUCAUCACCUCGCUCUUUGCUGCUAAGCUCCACCUGGAUGACUGUUAGAUCCUACAGGCUCUGCGGGGCUUCACUUAAAGAGACCAUCCAGCUCUGGCUGUUCUUUGUUUCUUUCUGAAAUGUGUAUUUGAGAUUUGGAAAUUGAAAUUAAGAGGAACUCAA
Phyllostomus discolor (pale spear-nosed bat) is the source of this 2547-nucleotide messenger RNA. It is a transcript of the gene DZANK1, whose product is annotated as double zinc ribbon and ankyrin repeat domains 1. The coding region runs from base 142 to 2433 and encodes 763 amino acids. The transcript is spliced from 21 exons. The record is from RefSeq and is a predicted model, not a curated record. Gene Ontology annotation, molecular function: protein binding. Gene Ontology annotation, biological process: eye photoreceptor cell development. Lineage: Eukaryota; Metazoa; Chordata; Mammalia; Chiroptera; Phyllostomidae.